AUGGCCCCCCGGGGCGCUCUGCACGCGCCCCUCUUCCUGCCCUACGCCCUCUACGGCCGCGUCGACCACAUGUACGGGGCCGAGGCGUGGGAGGCGCGCAACGGCUUCACGGGCGCGCAGGCGGGGCUGAACGUCGUGGAGAGCGUCGGCUACGCGGCGUACCUGUGGGUGGUGUGGCGGUGUGGGGAGGGUGGGGUGGUGGGGGGUGGGUGGGGCGGGGUGGCGUGUUUGGUGGGGUUCGCGGUGAGCGUGAUGACGGUGAGUAAGACGGUGCUUUAUUGGUGCAAUGAGUUUUUCUCCGGCUUCGACAAUAUCGGGCACAAUGAUGCGCUGUCGUUGCUCUUCCUGUGGAUCAUCCCAAACGGAUUAUGGCUCGUCUUCCCCAGCUACAUGGUCUAUGAGUUCGCCCGUGACAUAUUGCACGGUCUCUCCAUCGCAAGUGGCGACCGAAGCAGCAAGCCUGCUAGGGCAGCAACACCGACCAAGGAUGAGUAA
Messenger RNA from Letharia columbiana, 495 nucleotides. RefSeq lists its product as uncharacterized. The transcript has 3 exons. The record is from RefSeq and is a predicted model, not a curated record. NCBI's taxonomy places the organism in Eukaryota, Fungi, Ascomycota, Lecanoromycetes, Lecanorales, Parmeliaceae. The coding region runs from base 1 to 495 and encodes 164 amino acids.